ACACUGAUGAGUACAUCUAAGAAAUAAACCAAAGGAAGUGUUAAUGUCUAAGAGGAAUUCCUAGGGCAUGAAGCCACGAAGACGACAUUAAUGCUAAUUUCAAAUUGAAGAAGCAAGUAUUGGUACAGAAUGUCAGACGCUCCAACCUUUUCAACCAGCAAAGAAGAGUUAAAGCCCUCAAACAUCAAGGCUGAGGCCUACACAUCACACAAGGCACUUGUGACCUCCUGCUGCCAGGUGGAAAAGACACAGACAAUUGAAACCCAACAAGAUAGAAACCUGCUCACCUCAAGCCACACGCCUGUGAGCAGGAGGCACAGCACAGACGGGACGGUACAAGGCCCAGUGGAGUCUCGCUUCCACCCAUAUUUGCGACAGCUCAGUGAAAGUGCAGUGACAAAUACAGUUUGUCUUCAGCGUGCCUCACCUCCCUUCAGUGGUCCUCAGCAGGUCGACAGCUCUCAAAUGUUCCGUCUUACACUUGGAUCAGACACCGAGGUGCAAACACAAUGGGAGCAACAUAACUACAAUGUUCAGUGUUCUUACUCUGAGCUACCAGUUGUGCCAGCUGAGACUCCUCAAUCCCAUUUUCAGUACUAUCCAUCCUACAUGUCAACCAGCCCGAGACAAGAGGAUGCAACAAGUCCGUAUGCUAGUGAGAAGCAUCUCUUGUCCCAAAUUCAUCAGAGGAACAACUUGCAGCCACUCUUCCCCAAGCCCAUUUACUCAUACAGCAUUCUCAUCUUCAUGGCUCUGAAAAACAGCGAAACAGGAAGCCUGCCUGUCAGUGAGAUCUACAGCUUCAUGACUGAAAACUUCCCCUAUUUUAAGACAGCCCCUGAUGGAUGGAAAAACUCUGUGCGACACAACCUCUCCUUGAACAAGAGCUUUGAGAAGUUGGAAGGCAAACACACUAACUCCUCCCGGAAAGGUUGUCUGUGGGCUCUCAAUCCGGCCAAGGUGGAGAAAAUGCAGGAGGAGCUGCACAAGUGGCGCCGUAAGGACCCCAUCAGUGUUCGCAGGAGCAUGGCAAGACCAGAAGACUUGGAUCACCUACUUGGACAGAUGCCCAAAAAGUUCAGGUCAACACCACCGUACACCAGAUCUGCCAGUGUUUGUGAUACUGUGGCGACUUCCUCUAGCCAAUCACCUAGCAGAGCUUGCCGACAUCCACAGUAUUCAUGCGCUCCUCCACUCUCACAGCAGUCCUGUUUGCUCUCCCUCAACAACACUCACUGCAGCGACUCAUUGGCCCUGUACACACCACGUGACCCGCAGUGCACAACUGACCUCCACUCUGAGAGCAUAAACUUCAUUGAGACUGGGAAGCUGCCACCGGUCUACAAUGUCACCCACCGGGAUGACUUUAGUGUUGGUCAACGGAACCUGCAGGACUUGCAUCUGGAGAAAGAUAUUUAUAAUGUCGAUCUACUCAACCCUAGCCUGAAUGAACUCCAUUUGAAAGGUAACCUGUGGGAGAAGUUGCAAGAAGACAACCUGGCAUUACAUCUGCAAACAGCAACCACUCCCACGUACAUCACAUCUGGCCGACAGGCAGACUAUGACUAUUACAGCUGUAUGGACACCAUACUGCCCCCCGGUGAGAACUCAACAGUUGCUUGCGCUGGGUCACUGUAAAGUUUGAGGACAUGUUAAGUGACCCAACCUUUAAGAAAUAUAUCUGUUGCCCUUCUACGCCAAAUGCUUGGUGCAGGUAAGCUACUUCAAGUGAAAGUGAAUCUGUUCAACUAUUCAACUAAUUAAAUUAUUAUUAUCAAAAGACACAAAAAAAUGUUUCUUUAUUAUUAUUAUUAUUAUUAAGUACAAACCAUUCAUAGUUUAAAAUGGACUUGUUGAAAAAACAAACCCCAAUUUCAAUUCAGUUUGGAGAUUGUGUAAAAUAUAAAUUAAAAUACAAUGGGUUGCAAAUUUUUGAAUCUACACUACUCAGACAAGAUAUUUGAUUUUCCAAGAGAUUUAAUUAAGGUUUGUACUUCAAUUCCAAAGUUUAGCUUUAGAAAAUAAAUUCAGAAUAUUACACUACUUCUUCAUUUGAAUUUAUAUUUCAAAUACUAAGGAAAUUAUUUGUUUAAUCUUGAUGAAAAUGAUAAACACAGUCCAAUAUAUUGCUCACUUUGCCUUCAUAAUAGUGUGAAGAAACAACCAUAAUGCCUAGUUGUGUUUUGAGGUAAUGAUGCAGUUUGCAUAGAGGACAGCAGCAAUGACACUUUGGUACAAUUUUUUCCACCAACACUAUUUGUGGGUGAAAAUGUAUUUUAAAUGUGGCAUGGC
This is a messenger RNA of Corythoichthys intestinalis (scribbled pipefish), 2292 nucleotides long. RefSeq names its product forkhead box N1 (gene foxn1). The transcript is spliced from 9 exons. Gene Ontology annotation, biological process: regulation of transcription by RNA polymerase II. The record is from RefSeq and is a predicted model, not a curated record. Lineage: Eukaryota; Metazoa; Chordata; Actinopteri; Syngnathiformes; Syngnathidae. Gene Ontology annotation, molecular function: transcription cis-regulatory region binding; DNA-binding transcription factor activity, RNA polymerase II-specific. The coding region runs from base 130 to 1638 and encodes 502 amino acids.